AUGACUCUUUCAAAAAGUAUAUAUUUAUUCACACAAAUAUACAGGCACGCUCAUAAAUAUAAGAAUGAACACACAUCUAUCUAUCUAUCUAUCUAUCUAUCUAUCUAUAUAUGUGUUAUAGUCUCUUCUUAUCUAUCUAUCUAUCUAUCUAUCUAUCUAUCUAUCACAAUCUUCUUUUCUUAUCUAUCUAUCUAUCUAUCUAUCUAUCUAUCUAUCUAUCUAUCUGUCUGUCUGUCUUCCCAUCUAUUUGCUACAGUCUAUUCAUAUCUAUCUAUCUAUCUAUCUAUCUAUCUAUCUAUCUAUCUAUUUGUUACAGUCAAUUCAUAUCUAUCUAUCACAGUCUGUUUUUAUCUAUCUGGCUAUCUGUUACAAUCUAUUUUUAAUCUAUCUAUCUAUCUAUCUAUCUAUCUAUCUAUCUAUCUAUCUAUCUAUCUAUUACAGUGUGUUCAUAUCUAUCACAAAAUUUUCUUAUCAAUCAAGCAAUCAAUCUAUCUAUCUAUCUAUCUAUCUAUUUAUUACAGUCUAUCAAUUUGUUACAGUCUAUUCAUAUCUAUCUAUCUAUCUAUCUAUCUAUCUAUCUAUCUAUCUAUCUAUUACAGUCUGUUCCUAUCUAUCUAUCUAUUUAAUUCUGUUGAUAUCUAG
Messenger RNA from Acanthosepion pharaonis, 642 nucleotides. The record is from the annotation of a GenBank genome assembly. Lineage: Eukaryota; Metazoa; Mollusca; Cephalopoda; Sepiida; Sepiidae.